UUGCACAGAUCCGUUGCAACCCAUCGUUUGCCGUCGCCUGCGUCGUCGCUUUCGAAUCAACGGGCGCACUGCCAGCAUCACCAAAGGCCAACACGCGGACGCGAGAGCUGGAUUAAAAUUAUGCUUUUUGUUUUGCUCCCGAUGUAGUUCCGUGGAAAGAGUUUCGGCAAACGGACGACAGCCACGACGACGACGACGCAGCAGCAAACGACGACGGUAGCGUGCGCCGUCGCGAAUUUUUCGAUAGUUGAUCGCGAUCGCGUGAUUUUGGCAGUACUGCAUUGCGCAGGAUACGGGUCCUGGCCGCGCGUGUGGAGGGAUUCGAGCCCCCUAAGGAACAGGUGCGCGUGGUUUGUGGAAGAAAAGCCGUCGCGAACGUGUAAAGGCUGAUUCGCUGAGCGACGAUCGGCUGGACACUGGAAGAUGCUGCGGCCAGCUAAGCACGCGAGAAGCUCUAAUGAAUGCGUUCGCGACAAUUAAGCUUAAAUAUAGUGCCGAUGGAUAGGAAUGGUGUUGUUUAUGUUAAUUAAAUUAAUUCGAUCGGUGAAAACGUAUUAUUUUGCUGGCGCCUGCAGUUUUAUAGUUUUGUGGGCUUAGUUGGAAGAAACGAGAUUGCGGCAAAGUCGGAAGAAGAACACCCAUCAUAAAAGUGUGUGAUCAGGUUUAUCCGAGUGAAAUUUAUUGCAAAUCGAUCGGCCCGAUACUGAAUUAAUUUGCAAUUACUUAUCCACAAAGACCACCGUGUGUAAGCGACGAUCUUAUCCAACCCCGCUGGAAAUCCAAGAUCGAGGAGGCGUGAAAAAGAAAUUACAGCCCAAGAAACGUGAAGUGAAAAGUUUUACCGAAGAACGAGCGCGAUCGCCACCGCCACCUCCACCCGCUCAUAAUCGAGAGUGACAGUCCGGUGCGCGAAGCUAACGCAUGAGAAUGCUCGCGAACCACAAAUGGUUGUAAAUUAAAUAAUUAUUUCAUUAGCGCGGCUCAGCCCCGGCUGGCUGCGUGUUGUUGGUGGGGUGUUUGUGAAGAUACCGACUGAUGGAAAGCCCGUAAUUGCAAGGAAGAGCAGCGCACUGCACCGGCAUGGCGCACAUUUUGAAUAAAUUUUCGGAGCGGAACGAACACUGAAAAUGGGAGUGCAAAGAUCGGUGGUUUAUUAACACGCAAUAAAAUUGGAAGGUGUGAACAACACGUUUGAUGAAGUGGAUUGCGGUGGUGAAUAUUAAAGUGAUUCAAGGUGCAUUAUUACUUUGUAGCGGGUGGAAAGUGAAUAGUCUGUGAUCUCAAAAGUGCAAACAUGGAUGUGUCGGGGAGCAUGUCCGGGGCGAACUCGCUCAACAUGAGGCCGUUCUUUAGUGGAUAUCCUUUUCAAGGUCAAGGCCGCGUCAAUCAGCUCGGUGGGGUGUUCAUCAAUGGGCGCCCGCUGCCCAAUCACAUCCGGCUGAAAAUUGUUGAGAUGGCUGCCGCCGGCAUUCGGCCGUGCGUGAUCUCCCGCAAUCUGCGCGUUUCCCAUGGCUGUGUGUCCAAGAUACUGAACCGCUACCAGGAGACCGGCUCGAUUCGUCCCGGUGUGAUUGGGGGCUCCAAGCCGAAGGUGGCCACACCGGAAGUGGAAACCCGCAUCGAGGAGAUGAAGAAGAUGAAUCCGAACAUUUUUAGCUGGGAGAUACGCGAAAAGCUGAUCAAGACCGAUCCAAGCGCGGGCUAUAGCAGCGCGGACGGCGGCCUCCACAGACAGCCAGGCGCAGAUUACCGAUGUCGUGAGGAAGGUGUUCCGGACCCACCGAGCAUUUCGUCCAUCAGCCGGCUACUGCGCGGAGUGGGCACCACGGAAGGACGGAAGGACGACGACGGGCGGAAGGAUUACAGCAUCCAUGGCAUUUUGGGAGGUCGCGGAUCCGACUCGAGUGAAACCGAAUCCGAGCCGGGGAUUCUCCUAAAACGAAAACAGCGCCGAUCUCGAACGACCUUCACCGGUGAGCAGCUGGAAGCACUGGAAAAAGCCUUCCAACGAACUCAGUACCCGGACGUGUACACGCGGGAGGAACUGGCAUCAUCCACCAACUUGACGGAGGCACGCAUCCAGGUGUGGUUCAGCAACCGUCGCGCUCGGCUGCGGAAACAUGCCGGCUCGCAGAUGUCCACCCCGUUGGGUUCGCUCGGAUCGCUUCCAAUGUCGCAGUACCAUCCAGGAGUGGCAUCCCAGGAGUCCUACCAAAUGGCGGCGGCCGCCAACUACGACUUCGUUAGCCAGAAUCCGGCCUCGUUUUCUUCCGGCUUCCAGCAUGGACACUUUGGCGGGCAGAAUUUCGCGCCGAAUCCCAUGGGCUUCCAUCAGAAUAGUCAAGAUUUUAUCCCUCCGGAGUACACCAAGAUGAUGAACGAAGAAUACAUCAAACCGGCACACGAGAACGCAUCGUCGUCGGUCAAGCUGAGUCCAACGGCGUCUCAUGGACCUUCGGCUGCACUGGGUGAUAGCUAUGCAACCAAAUUGAGUUCGGUCACCGCGGCGGCGGCAACCAACAUCGCCCCGCAGGAAACAGCCUGGAGUCAAACGUAUCCGCCGCACCCCGGACAGAGCUACGCCGCCAACUUGGGGCCAAGUUGUCCACCGUCGGCUCCUUCCGGGCCAAUGGAGUACCACCAGAUGCAGCAAGCCUACAGCAACAAGUAUUGGUCCUGAUGUGCACUGGGUGGCGAAUGAUUGGAUAUUUUAAUCGCAGAUAAAUGGGCGUAAUAUUUGAACCAUCAAAUGGAAAAAAAUAUUCUCGAUAAAAAUAAAAUCUCUCUCCAUUAGUUAAUUACAAUAUUUAUAUUCGACCAGAUGAAAAUAAUCUUCGAACGUCAAAUAUGCGCACACGAUUUUACCAAGGAAGCAUUUGGAACUGAGUGUUUGGAUGAUCAAAUGUUACGUCUGUUUAUCUUUGUUUUAUUUAUAGGUUUUUUGAAGGUUUCCUUCUUUUCAUUGGAUUAAGUUAAUGUAAGAUAUGGUUUCCUAUUUUGCAAUAGUGUUUUUCAGCUUAGUAGUAAGAUGGUCCCAAAUCUAAAUUCAGAUCUUAUUUUAAAUAUUAAAAUCGAUAAGUUUAAGUAGUUGUUUUAGGUUAGCAAAUCAUCAAAAUAUUUAUUUUCUGAUAAAUUCCAUGACACAAACUUAGCACUAGAACUCUCACUUAGCCUUCAACCAAACAAAGCGUAGUGAAUAAACAAAACCAUUGAUCCA
Molecule: messenger RNA, 3217 nt
Organism: Armigeres subalbatus
Lineage: Eukaryota; Metazoa; Arthropoda; Insecta; Diptera; Culicidae
Product: protein gooseberry-neuro-like
Exons: 7
Coding region: 1295-2680 (461 amino acids)
Biological process (GO): anatomical structure development; regulation of transcription by RNA polymerase II
Molecular function (GO): DNA-binding transcription factor activity, RNA polymerase II-specific; RNA polymerase II cis-regulatory region sequence-specific DNA binding
Source: RefSeq, a predicted model, not a curated record